Messenger RNA from Meloidogyne enterolobii, 3282 nucleotides. The record is from the annotation of a GenBank genome assembly. NCBI's taxonomy places the organism in Eukaryota, Metazoa, Nematoda, Chromadorea, Rhabditida, Meloidogynidae.
AUGCAGAAAUGCCAUAAUUACCUAUUUUUCACAAAUUUUAAAAGAAGAAGAAAAAUAAUGAAAGAAUUAAACCAAAGAUUACAAACAACAACAAUUUUGGAUUUAAUUAUUAAAUUAUUUAUUUUUCCUAAUUUAAUUAUUGGGUUUUUAAGUAAUUUGUCAAUUGUUUCAGCGCAAUAUCCACAACAACAAGGAGCUGCCAUUUUACAUUCCAAUUGGCCCCAAUCUAGGUCCCAACAACAACAAACAAAUAAUAAUCGUCUUCCUUCUCGCCAAACAAAUUUAUUGCCAAAAAUUCCGAUAGCCAUUUCUCCAGGCAAAAAUCAUUUACAAGGAAUUCGUCGUUUACAAACAUUUUCACAAACAGAAGAACAAACACCAGAAUUUUUAAAUAGUUUAGAACAUAGACAUUUAAGGCAUAUUGCUUCUCAACCAAUACAACAAAAUAAAAAUUCUUUAGCCAAUAAUAGACCAACAAAUGUCAAAAAUGGGAGAAAAAUGACAACAAUGCUUCAGAAAGCUCGGAUUCCUCCAAAAAUUGCAUCCGCUAUAGAAGGGAAAGAAAUUAUGGCAAUGAGUUCUGCUGAAGCAGAGGAAUUAGCACUUAAACUUUUACAGGAGGCAGGUGUUGAACAUUCAUCUUCAUCCUCCUCUUCAUCGGAGGAGGAAGAAAGUGAAGAGCAAACAAUAACAACUAAAAGACCACCAAUAACAACAAUAAAACCAACAAAAAAAGAAAGAACUGAAAUACCCUCAUUUUCUAAUAAUUCUUUUGUAGCUGGAUCUUCCUCUCUAUUGCCUAUAAGAAAAUUUAGAUUGAUUCAACAACAACGUAAAAUACUAAGGGACAGUUUAAACAGAACAAAAUCAACUACAGAAAGUUCUACUACUACAACAACAACUACCACAACAACAUUAAUAACAACACCAACAACAGAAAAACAAACAAUUACUACACCUAUAACAACAACUCAGUCAACCCCAAAAACAACAAUUAAAAUACCAAAUUCGUCUAUUCGCCCUCAGAGGAGAAAUGGUUUAAAUGUUCCAAGGGCUCGUAAAUUGACUGGUGGACAUAAUCGAAUUGUUCCUUCUCAAAGUAGUAGCAGUGCGGGGAUUGAUGAACAGGAAAAUAAAAAUAAUGAUGACCAAUUUGAUUUAACCUCGGCAAGACGUGCACUUCUUGAAGCUCAAUUAUCACAACAAAAACAACAACGAUUACAACAACAAAAUGAAGCAAAUAAUCAACAACCAAAACCUUGGCAACCAUCACUUAGAAUGCUUAGACACAGACAUAGACAACGAUUAUUAGAGGAACAAAAAAAUAAUAAUAAUAAUAGUGUUAUUCAAACAAUACGUAAUAAUAAACAAAAACAACAAUUAUUGAAUAGACAAUUAUUUGGGGAUGAAAAUAAUAAUUUAGCUGUUGAAUGGAGAAAUCGGCAAUUUGGUAUAAGAAAUCGUCAACAACAACAAAAUGAAUUAAUUAAAGAUCAACUUGGCAAAGAAUUAUUACAAAUUGAGGGUAAUGAUGACAAUAAUGAGAAGGGAAGACAAUCCCUUCAACUUGAACGCCGUUUCCGUUUAGUUCCAAAUAAAGUUGUAUUCCGCCCUAGACUUAAAAUAAGAAGACCCCAAAAUAUUGAAAAUCUUAACGGCCAACAACGUCCAAGUAUUCAAUUACCAGAAAAUUCAGCUUUUGGAACUGAACAAAAAAGAGGAAGUCAUUUACCUAUUGCUUUACCAUCCCUCAGUUUGUUUGGGGAAGAACCUUCGGAACAACCAAUUCCAGUACCACCAGCACCUGGAGAACCUCCUCCUUCCCAAGUUGCAACACAAACAAUAAGAGAAACGUCAACAACAACAACUGAUACAACAACAACAACGACUACAUCACAACCUUUACCUGCACCAGCAAUGGAAGUUGGUUCAAUGGGAGAACAGCCACCAAUGAAAUUAGAGGGGGGACCACCAACUAUUACUGCUACAACCCAAGAAACAACCACACAACCAUCUCAAAAAAUUGAGGAAAAUGGAGGAAAUAGUCAUGGAGAAGAUAGUGGAAUUAUAGGAAAUAGUGGACUUGUGGGAGAUGGGCCUGGUCCUCUACCUCCAGGGUUUUCUGAAGCUGGUGCCGGUUUUAUUGGUUUGUCUAAUGGUGCAGAAGAUAAUGGAUUGAGUUUUGGUUCUGGACCUGAGGUUGGAACAUUUCCGCCCGGUUUAAAAGAAUCUUUUGGAUUAAAUGGUUUUGUGACUGAAUUAGAAACAACAUUAUUAUCUAGUACAGAAGCACCAACUACAACAACUAGCACGCAAACAACAACAACAAUAACUGAAUUACAAACAACAACUGAAGUAUCAACUACAUUAAUACCUACUACAACAACAGAAUUACCAACAACAACGCAAACUCCUGCACCACCACCUCCUCCCCCAGAAGAAGCUUUUGUUAUUCCUGAAAAUUCUGGUCUUCGCCCUGUAGCUCCGCCAAAAGAAUUUUUCGGAGCUGGAGGUUUUGGCAGUAGUUCUGCAGGUCGUGGAGGUGGGGGAUUUGGAAAUAAUGGAGUUAUUGGGGGAAGUAAUGGCAAAAGUCGUGGUGGUUGGGAACCUCCUCCUCCCGAUGCCCAAGUUGAACCUCCUCUCAAACCUGAAGACUUUUAUACUGGCGAUUCUGCAUUAAUUCCAAAUAAGAAAGGACCGGAUGGUGAUGGUUAUGGGCCUUCUGCUUCCCUUCCCGGCUCUGCUCUUCCUCAAACACCUCCACCUAUUGGAACUAGCGGGGCUGUUUCUGGCGGUAUUCCAAUGCUUCCACCAUUUCGUCCAAUACCUAACGCGAUUGGCAUUCCACCGGUUGCUGGUAUGGGGAUUUUAGCUCCUCCACAAGAAGCUGUGCCGGAAAAUGAGGCGACAACUGUAAAACCUUCUGCUCUUCUAAAUAUUAUUAACAAGGCAGAUGAAGGCUUUAAUCAAGUAAUUACUCACUUUGAACAGGGUACACCUUUAGAAGCUGCUGCUAUUGAUAUUAUGGAGGUAGCUUUAGGUAGUCAAAAACUAGACAGUCAAGCAAAAUUGCUCAGCCAUGUUGACCGCGCUUUUGGACUUGACAAUUUACAAAGGUUACAGCGUUGGGCAAAUACUGGAGGGGCUUUAGAUUUAAUUAAAGAACAGUUUGCAAAAAUUGCCAAAAAUUACAAACCCCCACAAGAAACAGCUAAUUUAUUUACUGUACCGCCCCAAUUAGAAUAUCUCUUCCAAAAUCCAAGUUCUGGUCGGCGCAAAUAA